This is a messenger RNA of Anopheles merus, 959 nucleotides long. RefSeq names its product tubulin polyglutamylase complex subunit 2. Lineage: Eukaryota; Metazoa; Arthropoda; Insecta; Diptera; Culicidae. The record is from RefSeq and is a predicted model, not a curated record. Gene Ontology annotation, biological process: protein polyglutamylation. The coding region runs from base 105 to 941 and encodes 278 amino acids. The transcript is spliced from 3 exons.
GUUUGGAUGUCACGCACAUUGCGAUACCUUUUAAGUUCACUGGUUACCUUAGCAACGUUCACAUUUUACUGUUUAUUAGUGUCCUUAGGUCGAUUUCUUUCAUAAUGGCCAGUCUUAAAAUCGGAAAUGAUACGGAAGAUAUGUUUUACGAAAACCUUUCCUUGGGAUUAGCAAAAGUGUUGAAUAAUAUUCCAAGAAUAACCAACGUGACGCUCGAGAAACGGCUGCCAUGCGAAAAGGCUCAAGUUACGGCAUGGGAAUCGAGGCACAAUGUUUAUCUUCCGGACGACAUGAAGCGGUUUUAUCUUUCUACGGAUGGAUUCAAUUUUUACUGGAGCUACCAAUAUUCCCCCAAUGAUGUAAGACGUGUUGGUCACAUACACUUUCCACAUUUAAUACAGAUAACUUUGGUUAGGGACAACAUUGACACCAUCCUAACCGUUAGUCCAAAUACGACUCUCACAGUUCCGCCCAUCAUCCGGCAAUCGAAUUACGUCGAUCUUAGCUCGGGAAACCUCGAUCACCUUAAUUUGAAUUCAAGAAGCAAAAUUUUUGAGCUCAGCACGAUUGCAAACCUGGCCAAGGUGUGCCUUGUGUACGAAACGCCGGAAAGUUCAAGCCCAAAAAUAUUUCUCCUCGAGACAAAUUCUUUACGGUGGCAAUUUCUUGCAGAAUCGUUCACCGAGUACUUGCGAAUGAGCAUUGCUCAUUUGGGGCUACCGUACUGGGAACUGUGCUUCUCCAGCUGUGGUUUGCCUGCUUGGACUGAGCAACUCUUCCUGCUACUAGCACCACAUCUUUUAGAGAAAAACGAUAAUCGAAGGCUUAAAAAUAUAGUUUGCAUUAAUGAGAAUCCACCAUAUAAUGUACUAGAUCCGGCCGUGUUUCGGACAAAGCUUCGCUGCUCGCGUCAGACACAGAAAAUGCGAUUGAAUAAUUAGAUACUUUGUAUAAGGGUA